Bacillus rossius redtenbacheri is the source of this 606-nucleotide messenger RNA. RefSeq names its product sclerostin domain-containing protein 1-like. Gene Ontology annotation, biological process: negative regulation of BMP signaling pathway; negative regulation of Wnt signaling pathway. The record is from RefSeq and is a predicted model, not a curated record. Gene Ontology annotation, molecular function: BMP binding. NCBI's taxonomy places the organism in Eukaryota, Metazoa, Arthropoda, Insecta, Phasmatodea, Bacillidae. The transcript has 3 exons. Bases 73 to 606 code for a protein of 177 amino acids.
GGCGCGGGGCGGGGCGGCGCUCUGCAGUCGGCAGCAGACGGCGCCUCGGGACUGCGAGCUGAGGCGCCGGCCAUGCCCCCGCGCCGCCUGCUGACGGCGUGUCUCAUGGCGCUGCUGUCGACGUCGGCCGACGUCAGAGCCACCCAGGGUCCGGCCAGCAGCGCCGCGACGCCGCCUUCCUUCGCCAAGAGAGGACACGAGGCCGGCUGUAAGGAGCUGCGCUCGCAGCGCUACGUGUCGGACGGCAAGUGCUCCACCAAGCGGCCCAUCUCGGAGGUGGUGUGCGCCGAGUGGUGCGUGGCCCCCGCCGCUCCCCCGGGUGGCGGCUCGCUGUCCGCCGCGGACCGCUCCUCCUACUACGGCGAGGCGGACUGGCGCGCCUGGCGGCGGCGGCGGCGCGGCGGCGGCGGAGGCGGAGGCGGCGUGCGCCUCGAGAAGUGGUGGUGCGCGGCGGGGGCCACGCGCCGCCGCCGCGUCAAGAUGGUGUGCGCGGACGCGUCGGUGCGCGUGUACCACGUGCGCGUCGUCAAGGGCUGCCGGUGUUCCCGCAGCAAGCCGGCGGCCAGGACGAGGCCUGCCGGGCCGGUCGCGGGGGCCCUGCAGUAG